This is a messenger RNA of Monomorium pharaonis (pharaoh ant), 3190 nucleotides long. RefSeq lists its product as uncharacterized. Bases 105 to 2651 code for a protein of 848 amino acids. Gene Ontology annotation, biological process: protein transport to vacuole involved in ubiquitin-dependent protein catabolic process via the multivesicular body sorting pathway. Gene Ontology annotation, molecular function: protein-containing complex binding. Lineage: Eukaryota; Metazoa; Arthropoda; Insecta; Hymenoptera; Formicidae. The record is from RefSeq and is a predicted model, not a curated record. Gene Ontology annotation, cellular component: ESCRT I complex. The transcript is spliced from 4 exons.
UAUGGCAACCAGCAAAGUGUCAUGGCGGCGUGCAGUGCACGAAAGCUGCGACGUUGCAUUGUAUACGUAUACGGGUUAUAUAAAUAAUCGGAUAAUUUAAUGCGAUGUCGGACUGUGCCCGUUCUCGCGGGGACGCAUUGUUGCGCAGUGUUAAACCGAGGCACGUGAGAUGCCUGAAUUUCGGACAAUCGAUACUCGAGCUCGCCGCCGUCGAGCAGUGCCGCGUGCCGAAUGGCGUUCUCGUGCUCCACGAGAACGUAGCUGGCAUACCGUGCACCGAGAAAGGCGAUUACGUGCGUAAGUGGCUCGAGACACACGAGAACGACAGGCGCGAUCCGUCGCAGUCGUCCCCCGUUCUGGGAUCAUCGGCGACUACUACAGCCUCCCAGAGAUCGCCGAUUCUCGGCAGCGGUAGGAAACGGCUUAGGCGAAGAAUCUGUAUAAAUAUAAAUGCCGUGGCGAAGAGGUCGAGCGAUGCAACGGCUCGCCAGGAGCACUUCGCAAACUGUACGACGCAAUCUAAGCCACAGUGUGAGUGUAAAGAGGAGAUACAGCACACACCACCUGAUAGAUUAAAGGUCGGCGCCGUCGACGAGACGUCUCCCGUUCUCGGUACUCAACGCGUUUAUAAGAAAAAGAGAAGAAAACUGCAGUACAGACCAGGGACUAGAGUUUCUUUGGAGUGUUCAAAGCUGCACAAUCAUAAAAUCACAAGUACAGAUCUACAGUCACUAACGGAACCAAAUAGUAACUGUAAUCAUUUAAGAAAGACACUUCUGGACCAAGAUAGGUUGCAAAAAAAUUUGGAUACCACUGGGAGAUUUGUCUCCUCAGCUGAGGCAAGAGAAAGUCCAGAGAAAUACCAGCGAUAUAUAGAGACAACUUCAUCCUCGUCACAGGAGAAAGUGAGUUUUGCCGACAGUUCCAGUAACAGCAUUGAUGAAAGUAACAGCAUUGUUGAAAAUGAUUCAAAGAUAGAAGCUGGUAUGAGCAAUGUCAGCAAAGACGAGGAAUAUAAACUUACAAAUACAUCUGGCAGUACCGACAGUCUAAGAAAUUUCAUAGAAGAUGUCGAUACACAGGAAAUUGAAUCAACAAAAUCUGAGUUCGCAGAAACAGAGAGACAAUAUUUAGGCCCCUUGAUCUCCAUGGGGGAACUGUUUACACCCUUGCGAUUGACUAAUGACAACUUGGAUGAAACUUAUUGUCCAGAGGCAGAAAUGAUGCAGGACCAAAGUACACGUUUGUCUGCAAAAAUCUCCGAGGUGCCAUCUUUAAAUAGAACCACCCAAAAGACAGGCAAGUCGACCCAAACUGAGGCCAUUGUCAGCACGAUAACAACUCCGUCGAAAAAGUCUCCAAACAGAAAUAUGCACGCAUGUCUUUUGGACUCUGGGAAGAAACGCCGCAAACCCAAAAAAGGUAGUAUGGCUGCAAGACUGCAAUCUUUGGUCAACGCACAAACGUCUAGCAUUCGCAUAUGGCAUCAUCAGAUGAGCAAAGAACACAACGCUACAUCAGCACGGUACAUCAGUGUACUCGUAUGCAAUUCCACCAAGCAAUUCGGCAAUCAGUUUCUGGAAGGCGUCCUAAUUGAAGACUGCUACAAUCUUCUACAAGGUGAUGUGGAGAUUAAGAAGGCAGAAGUGAAAAAUGCUGAAAUCCAACCAAAGCCAGUCUCGUACAAAAAUAUAACGAUUAUGUUAGUCUGUGAUAUAGUCGGUACACUGAAAAUGAUGUCGCAAGUUGUGAUAAACGUUUAUCCGCCCUGGAAUAUCUUGGAUAAGGAUGAUCUUACUCUAGAGGCUACAUAUAUAAGUAUAAAUAAUAAUUGCGAGAUACCUGAUAUUGGAGACGCGAGGAAAUCGUCGGGUAAGCGCAAGAAACGAAUUCUCAGAGAGUUUAACUGUCCCUGUAUAGAGGAACAGAGGGAAUUACCGUUCUGUUCGAGAAAACCUAGUGGUGAUAAACCUGACGUAAUGCAGCAGAUAUUUAAUUUUCUUUCGAGAACGAUGUCGAUUAUGCAGGAUCGUCCCGAAUUAUACGAGGAAGUUAAACUCUACAAAAACGCUCGGGAGAGAGAGAAGCACGACAAUCAGGCGGAUCUGUAUGCCGUGGUAAAUACAUUGCAGCAUUUGGAGAAGGCUUACAUCAGAGACUGCGUUACGCCAAAGGAAUACACAGCGGCGUGCAGUAAACUGUUAGUGCAAUAUAGAGCUGCAUUUAAGCAGGUACAGAGUGAUCAAUUUCCGACAAUCGAUUCCUUUACCAGAGCAUUCCGCUUAGAUUGUCCCGCUGCCCUUGAGAGAAUCAAGGAGGACAGGCCAAUCACGAUAAAAGACGACAAAGGCAAUACCUCUAAGUGCAUUGCCGACAUCGUUUCGUUGUUUAUCACACUUAUGGAUAAAUUACGACUGGAAAUCAAAGCCAUGGAUCAGUUACACCCGGAUCUGAGAGAUCUCAUGGACACCAUGAAUCGCCUCAGUAUACUGCCUAGUGACUUCGACGGUAAAGAAAAGGUUUCAGAAUGGUUACAGACGCUUGACAAUAUGUCCGCUUCGGAUGAACUAUCAGACACUCAAGUCAGACAGUUGAUAUUUGAUUUAGAGACAUCCUACAAUGCUUUUAAUAAAAUACUUCAUAAUUCUUAAUUCUUUUUAUCCUCUGCCAGUUGGAAUUAAUCCAAUAUUAUCUAUAAUACAAGCCUUGAUGUAUAUAUGUAAUAAUUAUGUGAUGCUGUGUUUAAACAAAAUUAUUAUUAUUAAUGUAUAAAAUUAAUUAUUACUUGUACAUAUUAUUGCGACUAAUUAAUUUUACCGCAAAACAUUGGUCAAAGAAAGUAAAGCUCUAAGGUUCUUCUGUAUUAUAGAUGGUAUUGGUUUAUUCAGUUGUGACAUUUGUAGUAUUUGCAAUUAUACUUUCUUUUUUGUAAGCAAUUCCGUCACGACGCUUCGCAUUGUUCCUUGAGUCACGUGUAAAACUCGCGAUAUUUAAGAUCCUUUUACAACUUUUACUGCUAAAUUAGAUUACUGAUAAAUUUAUAUUUAGAUACACAUACACACAAUUGCGCAAAACAGACUAUUUUAUAUGCGAUUCUUUGUAAACACCAACAAUUGCUGAACAACGCUUGUAUAUUAUCGCGUUAUGUAUAUUAUCGAUUAAGCCAAUAAAAAUGCGUAUGAUUUUAAUA